This is a messenger RNA of Haliotis rubra (blacklip abalone), 1390 nucleotides long. Its product is annotated as COP9 signalosome complex subunit 7b-like. NCBI's taxonomy places the organism in Eukaryota, Metazoa, Mollusca, Gastropoda, Lepetellida, Haliotidae. The transcript is spliced from 9 exons. Gene Ontology annotation, biological process: COP9 signalosome assembly. The coding region runs from base 117 to 905 and encodes 262 amino acids. The record is from RefSeq and is a predicted model, not a curated record. Gene Ontology annotation, cellular component: COP9 signalosome.
AGUUGUUGGCCCCAUAGAGGGCGCACGUUUCAAGGGAGGCAACUCUCAUUAUAUACCUGGAAGCAGAAAGUAGAAGAAAAUAGAUAUUUUAUAACCUGAUUUACUCACAACUGACCAUGGCUACCGAGAAGACAACAGCAAAUCCCCUUGAACAAUUUGUACUUCUUGCCAAGACGGCUAAAGGUGCUGCAGCAGUGAGCCUUGUCAACCAGGUGCUAGAUGCUCCGUCAGUGUAUGUGUUCGGUGAAUUGCUGGACAUGCCCAACAUACAGGAGCUGUCCGCAGGGCCACAUGCUCCGUAUUUCCAGGUGUUGAAUCUAUUUGCAUAUGGAACUUAUAGAGAAUACAAAGCCAAUGUUGCAAAACUCCCAGAGUUGACGGCGGGACAGUUAACGAAACUGAGACAUUUAACAAUUGUUUCAUUAGCUACAAAAUCCAAAUGCAUUCCCUACUCAGUGCUGUUAGAAGAGUUAGAAAUGCAAAAUGUCCGACAACUUGAGGAUCUGAUCAUUGAGGUUAUCUAUGCUGACAUCAUCCAUGGCAAGCUGGACCAAAGGAAUCAACAGUUGGAAGUGGACUACGCCAUCGGUCGAGACAUCCGCUCUGAUGCAGUCCCAGAAAUCAUCACCGUCCUGCAAGAUUGGUGCAAUGGCUGCGAGACAGUUCUGAAGGGUAUAGAAGACCAGAUCUCCAAGGCCAACGCCAACAAGGAGAAGAACAACAAGAUCAAGGCAGAGAUUGAAACAGAGGUGGCCAACAUCAAGAAGACACUGAAGAGCACACAGCAGUCGGACCUGGACGACCAGAUGGUCACCGACAGCUCCCUCUCCCAGUCAGACAAACCAAAGAAGACAUCCAAGAGUAAAGGACUACGAGGAAGCAGUACAACGAAGCUAUGGAAGUGAUGUGAGCUGUGAUUAAUUUGUGAACUUGUACAUACCUGUGGAAAGAUAAAUAUUACGUGCUACAGACACUCAAGCUAGAGUUACCUCCCUGUGCCACAAGCAGAUCUUGAAUGUCCGGCCUAUCACCAGUUGUGGAAUGGAUACAGUCUGCAAGGUGUGUUAUCGAUAUAUAUUAAAUAUAUAUCAUGAGGACUUGUUUAUAUCUGUACUGAAACGAAAAGGUUAAGGAUCAUGAAAUAUUGUUUAAUGUGGAAUAUUAAAUUGUUGUCCUCAGUUCUAAAACUUUCACCCAAAUAUUCAUGAUUCAUAACUUUUUUUGUUCAGUAUACCGAGUAUAUGAAAGUAGGAGGUAAUUUCUGGACAGGAAGGGAAUAACAAGUGUUAUCUGUUCUGAUUUGAAAAAAAACUUCAUUAUUUAUCUACCACCUGCAGAAAUAAUUUGUUUGCAUUUGUACGCUGAUCAUGUAAUAAAUGUGUAAAACAUC